Molecule: messenger RNA, 2079 nt
Organism: Brettanomyces bruxellensis
Lineage: Eukaryota; Fungi; Ascomycota; Pichiomycetes; Pichiales; Pichiaceae
Exons: 1
Coding region: 1-2079 (692 amino acids)
Biological process (GO): glycerophospholipid catabolic process
Cellular component (GO): cytosol; extracellular region; plasma membrane
Molecular function (GO): A2-type glycerophospholipase activity
Source: RefSeq, a predicted model, not a curated record
AUGCUUAAUAGUAUUGCUCUAACAGCUGUACUUUCACUUUUGACGGGAGUGCAAGCUGCAAGCUAUGCACCUUCUUCAGGCAAGUGUCCAGCAUCAAAUCCACUCAUUCCACCUGGAACUGAAUCCGAUGCAGAAGGUGUCUUGAGGAAGAAUACUAUUUUAUCAGAGUCCGAGUACGACUGGAUUCUCUCGAGGAAGGAGAAGGUGAAGCCAAAGUUAAUCAGCUUUUUGAACGGCUUGAACAUGUCUGAUUACAAGGGCGACAACUACUUUGACAACUACUUCGAGAACAACGCUUCCAAUUACAGCGAUGACCCAAUCAACAUUGGACUUUCCUUUUCUGGUGGUUCUUUCAGGGCUCUUCUUACUGGUGCCGGUGAAAUGACCGCUUUGGACUCCCGUACAAACUUUUCAAGCAAUGCUACUGCUCUUCAGGGUUUGAUGGAUUCCUCAACGUACAUUUCAGGACUUUCCGGUGGAUCUCUAUUAGUUGCAUCUGUGGUUUUUCAAAAUUGGACCUCUGUUGAGAACAUUUUGGAUGAAAAGAAGAUCUGGAACUUUACUGAGGCUCCAGUGAGUACGAGUAUCUCUUUCUGGACCGAAUUGCUUUCAGAGGUGAAGACUAAGAGUGCUGCUGGCUAUGAUAUUACGCUUAUCGAUCUAUUUGGAAGAAUUCUCUCCAAGUACAUGUUUACAAACUAUGCUGAUAAUGGAAUUGAUUUACAGUGGUCGGAAAUCCAGGAUCUUGAUGCUUUCAAGAGCCACGAGAUGCCUUUUCCGAUGAUUUUGGCAACAGGUGGUGUUUCUUCGAAUGAAUCGGACUUUGCGAACAACGUGUGGGAGAUCUCCCCUUACGAAUUUGGUUCAUGGUCACCAUUCGUCGGCGGCUUUGCUAACAUUGAGUAUAUGGGAACCUCCCUGAAAGCGGGAAAACCAUCUAACUCUACAUGUACUACAGACUUUGAUAAUGCUGGAUUAAUGGCUGCUUGCUCUUCCGAUUUCUUUGGUGGAAUGAGUGAGACCUUGUCUGAGAUUACUUCUGGAAAUGCAAGUGUUCUUUCGGACCUUUUGGAAGAUUACAUGGGCUCAGGAAGUGGAUCCAGCUCAUUUAAUGUUUCAUCUUUCGAGUUGAACGCUUUGUUAAACAUGGUGAGCACUGACAGAACAGAUAUUUUGUUUGCCUUGGUUCCAAAUCCCUUCUAUGAGUCAACAUUGCCAUCAAACACCUCCGACAUCCCAACUAACAAGACAUUGAAGUUGGUCGACGGUGGUAUGUUCAACGAAUCAGUCCCAUUGGAUCCAUUUUUGGUUCCUGCCAGAGCUGUUGACAUUGUGUUUGCAUAUGAUAACAGUGGACUUUCAAGAACUGACAACUUCCCAGAUGGAUCCACCUUGCUCAGUACUCGUGAGAGGUGGCAUAAUUCCUUCCCUGAUGACAACUUUUAUGACAUUCCAGACACUGUGGAUGAUUUCAUUGCCAAAGGCUUGAAUACAAAACCAGUUUUCUUUGGCUGUAACGGUACUGAACUUGUGACCGAUCAGAUUGAGGGAAAUGACACGGAUGAGUUCAAUUACAUGAAACCACUCUUGGUGUACAUUCCAAACACAAAUACUACAUAUAUGUCCAACACGAGUGAUGUGGUUCUUUCUUAUGACCAGAGGUCAACUCUUGUUAAAGGAGGUUUCGAGGUUGCAACAAGAUUCAACUUCACUAAAGAUGAUGAGUUUGCCCAAUGCAUUGGAUGUGCAAUCUUGAGAAGAACCGAGGAGAGAAGGGGCCUAGAGCCAGGUGAACAGUGCCGUAAAUGCUUUGAGAGGUAUUGUUACUCAAGCGGUAAUGAAAAAGACUCCGAUUUGGAUGAGGAGAACUUACCAACUUCAUUGUAUGGCUCGAUAUCGACAACCGCUACUUAUUCUACAUCUAACCGUUCGGCCACAGCAACAACAACAUCAUCAGCAGCUUCUGGAUCUUCGACAUCAACUACAACGAAAUCUUCCACUUCUAAAGCAGGUGCUCUUAGAAAUGCUGUCUUUUCUAUGCCAACAGCAUUAUUAUGCCUUCUUUCCUUGAUCAUAUGA